AUGACACCCUCAAAGAAGACCAUGACUAGCGAUCCCCAAAUCGAUAUUCUCAAGAAGGCAAUCAAAUGUGUCCAUGGUACGAUCGACUUUGAUGAACUAGCAGAGUCUAUGGGUGUUGCAAAUGGCGAAGCCAUGCGUAAGCGAUUCAAACGCAUGUUUGACAAGGACGAUGAACCGCUCCAUAUGGUCGGCAGCACGCUAGGUGGCGGGUCUGAUGGUGCAGCAUCUGUCAAACCUGCUAGGACACCUCGAACGCCCAAAACAAAGACUGCUACUCCAGACACUGGCGUGAAUCCAGCCACACCUCGUUCGAAGUCUACUCAUGAAAAGAAGCGGAAGGCUUCAAAAUCCGAUGACGAAUCUGCCAAGGACGAGGGCUCUCUUAGUGGACCAAUCAAGGACGAUGCAACCUCCAAUGACGGUGGUGUUGUCGCAGGGCCUGAAUCACCUCCUAAAAAGAGAAAGACAAGCAACACUACCAGUACUCCAAAGUCAACCAAGCAAUCGAAAGCCGCGAAGUUCACCAAGGUUACCAAGAUGACUCGAGAGCACGAGACUGGUCUCAAAGACAAUGACGAAAGUAAAGUCAAGGAAGAAGACAGUAAGAUUGGCAGUCCAGAAGUUCAAGCCAUGGUAGACGGUGAAAUCAAGAAAACCGAAAAAGCCACUGGUGGUGCUGUCGGAGAACCAGAGCGACAAGCUAUCCACGAUGGUGUUCAAAAGAAGGUUGCUUCGACCGUCAGUGGUUGA
Molecule: messenger RNA, 750 nt
Organism: Lithohypha guttulata
Lineage: Eukaryota; Fungi; Ascomycota; Eurotiomycetes; Chaetothyriales; Trichomeriaceae
Exons: 2
Coding region: 1-750 (249 amino acids)
Source: RefSeq, a predicted model, not a curated record